Messenger RNA from Aspergillus puulaauensis, 723 nucleotides. It is a transcript of the gene NAS2, whose product is annotated as putative 26S proteasome non-ATPase regulatory subunit Nas2. Gene Ontology annotation, molecular function: protein binding. Gene Ontology annotation, biological process: proteasome regulatory particle assembly. NCBI's taxonomy places the organism in Eukaryota, Fungi, Ascomycota, Eurotiomycetes, Eurotiales, Aspergillaceae. Gene Ontology annotation, cellular component: nucleus; cytoplasm. The record is from RefSeq and is a predicted model, not a curated record. Bases 1 to 723 code for a protein of 240 amino acids. The transcript is spliced from 4 exons.
AUGGGUAUACCCAUGGCCAACAAUCUGCAUGCCCCGACUGUAUCCUCCGGAUCUAUGUCCGGAGGGGUUCCCCGCGAUGUCUCGAAGCUAUCCAUGGACGACCUGAUGAAACACAAGGAACGAAUCGAAGAAGAACUAUCAGCUCUGAGCAGUGUACUUGGCUCUCACGGUGUUAAUAUGAGCACCUCGCUAACGACAUUUGACGGCUUUCCGCGCGAUGAUAUCGAUGUUGCACAAAUUCGUACCAUCCGAGCACAAAUAAUUCGACUUCGUUACGAUCAUAAAGAGGUCAUGACCGAGAUUGAGAAAGGCAUUCACUCUCAUUUCGCUGGGCUUCAGAGCGCAACAAACAACGCACUCCCCACCAGAAAUACAAACGGCUCCAUCCCUUUGCCUUCCGAAGCUACUUCAUCAGCGGCCGGUACGGGCGGGUUAACACCAUUUGCGAAGGUAAACACUGUUGUGGCCGGAAGUCCUGCUAGCCAGGCCGGAUUGCAAGCUGGUGAUUCUAUCUACAGCUUUGGCAACAUUAACUGGCUCAAUAAUGAGCGCCUUUCCAAGGUUGCAGAGGUGGUUCAACAGAACGAAGGACGCACAAUCAUAGUCAAAAUUUCCCGAAACAAUUCAACCCCCGGAAAUACCACACAGUUGGAUCUGGAACUUGUGCCACGUCGCGAUUGGGGCGGUCGUGGGUUGUUGGGUUGCCAUCUUCUGCCCAUCUAG